UAGAUGUUCAUUGGUCGAGACGGUUUUAUGCUAUGCAUAUGCAGUUAUGUCAUUUUGUGUGUGAUGGCCUUUAAAGAAGCACUGAAAAAUCGAUUUGUGGCGGGCACAUGGCGCCGGUAUUAUUUUGCUCUUUCUAACCUUAUUUCAAAACCGUAACAAACAAAUCGAGUGUUAGUAAUUAUUUAUGUCUUAUAAAGCCGUACACUUUCUACGUUUUAGAAAAAAGACUAAAACGUUUAAUUCAUUGAGAUAAUUAUUAACCUAGAGUUUAAGAAAAUGGAUCGCACAAGUCUAGGAAGUCCGUUAGGAUGGUCGUUGUCUUCUCCUAGAAAACGAAUGUCAAUCGUUCAAUCGUUGAAGAAAAAUAGUUCUACAACAAGUAUGUCUGGUCGUACAAAUCAAUCUGUGCAAGUUAUAUGCAGAACACAGAGUCAUACAGUAGAAAGUUUUGGCUCUCCGUUGCCAGUUCUAGUUACCGAGGCGCUAACAUUUGUAGAUCGAAAUACAGCUGUCAGUGUUAAUAUAUCCGUUGAUGGCUGGGCUUGGCUUGUCUACGGUCGCAAAUUGCUUGUAUGGCAAUGUAAAACUAAUAUUCAUGAUCCUAAACAAAGAAGGACCUUCAAAACUCAGUGUCGUGAAUUAUUACUACCACAAAGUGAUUUGGCUCACAAAGCAGAUUGUAUAGCAGUCUGGGUACCAGCUGGCCAGCAGGUUCCUAGUUGCAUGGCAGUAUCGCCAGAAGGAGUGGUACGCUUCUGGGCAAGUGUGGCACAUGAGGGAUCCUCUGUGGAAACUAGCGCUGAGCUCGCGGGACAAGAAGUGGAUUGUCUUAUACACGUACCAGGCCACGGAUGUAUUCUUGCCACAACCACCUGUACAGUAGCGCUCUUACAGCCGCAAUUAAGCAACGGAAAGAACAAUAUUACAUGUCAGGUGCUUCGAACGAGCCAGGGAUGGCUCGGUGGCAUAGGCCGGAGAAUGACCUCCCUCAUUUUUGGCGCUAUACCACAAUCGCCCGUCGCGGAAACGAAGCUGGUUAAAAUCGUAUGUACGGCAUUGGAGGAGGGAGGAUCGAGAGUUCUCAUUCACGCCGGAUCUUCCUUGCAAUACUGGUUCUUUUCUCACAACGAACAGGAGAAGAUGGAGUUUGAUGAGGACAUCACUCACAUCGUUCAGCAGGCGUUCCAGAGAAAGAUCUGGGAAUCGAGCCCUCAAGACAUGUGCACAUGGUUCAUCGAUAUGCAAACGUGCGAGGAAGGCAUAGUCCUUUUAAUGGCGGCCUAUUCGGACCUGUCGAUUCAAAUACAAUUCGCGCUUGGAUUGCUGCCUUUAGCCGGCACGACGUUGUCGAAUGCCUUCAAAUGGUUCAUACCCAUUAAAAUCGAUCCGCUAUUAUUUUUUCACAACGACAUCGAGUCGACGCUGGUCUCUUAUCACUUCGUAUUGUGCGGCUGGGAGGCGAUCGUGUACAACCGGCACAACGUGCUUGUAGUUAACAUCGCUUCCGAGGUCGAGCAGGACAAGAUCGACUUGGUGAGAGGCGGCGAGGACAGUAUACUCGGCGGCGCUAUAUGCUCCGCGACUCCGGUGUUGUUCACCAAAAGCGUCGGCCUUGUGUCCAUCACGCCGGUGGACUUUGCGGCGCAGGACUUCAACGCGGGAUACACGGACACGACCAUGAGCAUGGACUACACCUACAAGGUGAAUCAGACGGCGCAGAACUUCUCCACUCUCAUAAGUAACGACGAGCUUCAGGAUAUGUAUUGCAGCUCCGACAUGAUCAUGCAAUUGCGCGCCGCGUUUCUUCUGAGCUUGCGGCAGAACAAGACGCAGUGCGACGAGAUUCUCUCGCAGCUCUUCCCGCUGCAGGAGGAGCCGGUGAUGGACAUCGACGCCACUCUCGACACGCUUGCUCUGAAGGUCGCGAAAGACCUGAUCGACGAUUAUCCGGCGAAUGAUCCGAGAUGGGCUCAACACCGGGACCUGUCGAUGACCGUGAACGCGGUCACGUCGAUGCAGAUACCGCAUCAGCUGGAGGGGAAGCAGAAAGCGCUGGAUCUCUUUGUAAUAUUCUUGAAGGAACACAAUUUGUGGGGCAGGCUCUGCGCGGUCACGUGCCGCGGCACCGUGAUGUCGACGUCGCACGUGCUCGGCGAGUAUGCCGAGAAGGUGGUCGCGGCGCUGACACUGUACAAUCUACAGAGCAGACACGCGGAAAUCAUAGACGCGAUGAUAGACGAGACGUUGAAUCAGAAGGAGGCCGUCGUGUCCGACGAGCUCGCGGCGCGCGAUGUAUUCUAUCGCGAGGUGAGCACAAUACAUCUCUUCUUGCCGACUCUGGUGGAGAACGCGUGCGAGGUCACGCAGUCCGAGAGACCGUUGCACCAGGUCGGACAGUAUAUCAUGCAAGUGAACGCCAUUUUAUUGGCUGUGCUGUACGAGGUGGUCAAGUAUCGGCAGUACAGCGCUGAACGAUUUGUCCCGGCCAAAUUUUCCAACGAGACAACGGAAUACCUUCCGUGGACGGCGGCGCCGGGCAAAUACGGGCUAAGGAAUUGCCUCAGCACGAUGCAGAACAUCACUGUCAAGCACGGUGUGACGGGAACCAGCGAUCCCACUGUUCGAAACGAGCUGUACGAACAACUCGUCAGCCUGAUCGAUUUGAUAUUGGACGGAAGGAAGUGUCAUCUGGAAAGCAUUCGCGGCACGGAGAAGUUCGACGUUCUCUUAAAGCAGUACGAGACGGAGCGCGCUAAUCUUAUACAGCCGCUGAUAAAGGAGGAGCAGUACGACAACGCCGCCAUACUGGCCGAGAAGUAUUGCGACUUCCCGUCGCUCGUGCAAAUUUGCGAGUUGACGAACAACAAGAGCCGGCUCGACGGCUACAUAGAAAAGUUCGCGGCGCAAGACUUCGCCGGCUUUCUGUUCUCCUGGUACGUGAAAGACGGACGUCAGGGACAGUUGGUGGAGAGAUGCAGGCGCGGCGGCACCGCGGAACUAACCGAGAAGCUGUCGGAACACCCGACUUUGUCCUGGGUGCAAGCGGCGCUGACCGACGACCUGCAGCUCGCCGCCAACACGCUUCACAGCCUGGCGGUGCAAGAAUCCGAGCUGGUCACGCGGAAAAAGUCGAUGCUCUCGUUAUCCAAACUGGCGUUGCUCGCGUCUGACGAGCCGGAGGACAAAGUGGCGGAUUGCGUGAAAACCAUCGACAGGCAAUUGAUACUCAUAGCUUACCAAGAGGAUCUGCCGAAUCAAGUGCUCGAAUCGUACGGCUACGACACUAAGAAGCUACGAGUGCUCACGCCGAGGGAAUUAAUUAUGUUGUACACGUCGAGCGACAACGUUAUAGCUAACGAAUAUGAUUUCAAGAAAGCCCUCGAUCUGCUGGACUACAUAGAACACGAAGAGGACAAAUCGGCAUUGAGAUUGCAAAUCUGGGCACGCGCAGCUCGGCGAAAUCAGUGGAACAAUGUGGAGAAGAAUCCGGAGCAGGAAGUGCAAGAGACAUUGUUCUUCAAGUUGAUGGACCUUACAUAUUUUAUGGGUGGAAAGGUUGACAAAUUUUUGCCGCACAUUGAUAUGCUUCUGAGAGAACCAGAACUUGGAGAGCUUGCUGCUUCGAGUAACUUCCAGUUUCUUAUAAAAUUAAUAUACGAGUAUGCUUAUCGAAGUUAUUAAUGUAAAAAGCUAUGAUAUUAAUAUUUUUAUAUGCGAUAAAUAAAUGAUUGUUGAUAGAAU
Linepithema humile (Argentine ant) is the source of this 3741-nucleotide messenger RNA. RefSeq names its product nuclear pore complex protein Nup133 (gene Nup133). Gene Ontology annotation, cellular component: nuclear pore outer ring. Gene Ontology annotation, molecular function: protein binding; structural constituent of nuclear pore. The record is from RefSeq and is a predicted model, not a curated record. Gene Ontology annotation, biological process: transcription-dependent tethering of RNA polymerase II gene DNA at nuclear periphery; protein import into nucleus; poly(A)+ mRNA export from nucleus. NCBI's taxonomy places the organism in Eukaryota, Metazoa, Arthropoda, Insecta, Hymenoptera, Formicidae.